AUGGGUUCUGAACCGUUUACACUGAGGUGGGGUAUCUUGGCGACCGGAGGCAUAGCAACAAGUAACCAGCCGCCCCCUUCUUUCCCCAGCUCAUUCACAAAAGACCUCGUCAUCCCCUCUGACACGCGGGAUGCAUCCGAUAUCCGCCACGUGGUCGCCGCAGCAGCCUCCUCUACAUCCGCAUCUCGCGCUGCCGAGUUCCUGAAUUCGGUUGGCGCUCCAGACACGGCAAAAGCCUAUGGUUCCUACAAAGAGCUCGUGGAGGAUCCUGAUGUGGAUAUCGUCUAUGUAGCUACGCCGCACUCGCAUCACUACCAACACGCGCGUUUAGCUCUGGAAGCGGGAAAAAAUCUACUGAUUGAGAAACCCAUUACCGUCAACGCGAAACAAUGCAACGAGCUGAGGCGAUUGGCGAAGGAAAAGGGCAAGUUUAUCAUGGAAGCAGUAUGGACGCGUUUCUUCCCCCUGACACUCGAGGUAUGCUCCAUCCUCCAAAGUGGACGGCUAGGAGAGAUCAAGCGCGUCUUUGCCGAUUUCAGUUUCUGGAACGACGUCGACGGGGAAUUCGGGACGCAGCAUCGGAUGGUCAACCCGGAACUCGCGGGGGGCGCAUUACUCGAUUUGGGCAUUUAUAGUUUGACGUGGGUGUUUCUCGCGGCAUAUCAUACGCAGUCUGGAGAGAGGAGAGAGGAACCUGUCGUGCAGUCGGCGGUGAGCAAGUACAAGACGGGCGUCGAUGAGACGACGACUGUGCUUUGCCAUUUCCCCACUACUGGCGCACAUGCCGUGGCUACAACGAGUAUUCUUGUUGCUACAACUCCGAAUGCUGAACUUGCUAAUCCUGGUGGAGACGCAGUACGGAUUCAAGGGACCCUCGGUGACCUGACAGUGGACUAUGCACCAAGACCUAGGACAUACACGCUCACGCCUGCCGCUAAUGAGAAGAGGGGAAAACCCGCGGAUUUCGAGUACGAGGUUGUGGACAAGUACAAAGAGAUACCUGGGGGUGGACACGGCAUGUUCUGGGAGGCGGAUGAGUGUGCGAGGUGUAUUCGGGAUGGAAAGAUGGAGAGUGAGAUUUGUGGGCUUGAGGAGACGGAGGUUAUGAUGAAGGUCAUGGAUCAAGUAAGGAAGCAAGGGGGUGUGGUGUAUCUGGAAAGGAUUGAGAGUUUGGAGUGGCCGCUUGAAGGGUUUGGCAUAUGA
This is a messenger RNA of Alternaria atra, 1203 nucleotides long. RefSeq lists its product as uncharacterized. Lineage: Eukaryota; Fungi; Ascomycota; Dothideomycetes; Pleosporales; Pleosporaceae. The transcript has 3 exons. The record is from RefSeq and is a predicted model, not a curated record. Bases 1 to 1203 code for a protein of 400 amino acids. Gene Ontology annotation, molecular function: nucleotide binding.